AUGAGAAGAGGAAACAUCUCUCCUGCCUUCUGGUUCCUGUGGCUGCUUCUCUUUGGACUUCUGGGACCCAGCUCUGAGAAUACCAUAGACUUCACAGAAGGCUCUGACACCACCACAGCCUCCAUCACAGGCUCUGAGACCACCACGGCCUCCACCAUGGCCUCUACUAUGGCCUUAACUGCAGGCUCUAAGAUCACCACAGACUCUACCACAGGCUCUGAGACCAACACGGCCUCCACCACAGACUCAGGGACUACUGGAGCCUCCACUAGGACCUUCACCACAGGCUCUGACACAACCACAGCCUCCACUGCAGGCUCUGAAACUAUCGUGGCCUCCACCGCAGUCUCUGAGACCACAACAUCCUCUACUACAGCCUCCACUACAGUCCCUGAGACUACCAUGGCCUCCAGCACAACCUCCACUGCAGGCUCUGAGACAACGAUGGCCUCCACCAUAACUUCUGAAACCACCAUGGCCUCCACCACAAGUUCUGAGACCGCCACCGUCUCUACCACAGGCUCUGAGACCACCACCACCUCCACUGCAGGCUCUGGGGCCACUAAAGUCUCUACCACAGACUCUGAAACCACCACAGCAUCUACUGCAGGUUCUGAGACCACCUCCUCCACCUCCACGGCAGGCUCUGAGGCCACCACAACCUCAACUGCAGACUCCAAGGUGAUCACGGCAUCCAGCAUGAGCUCUGAGACCACUAUGGCCUCCACUGCAGGCUUUAACACCACCACAGCCUCUACCACAGGCUCUGAGACCACUACAGUCCCUAUUAAAGCCUCUGAGACCACUACAGCCUCUACAGCAGGUUCUGAGACCACCACCUACACCCCCACAGGCUCUCAGACCACCAUAGUCUCUAUUUCAGGUUCUGAGAUCACCACCACCUCCACGGCAGGAUCUGAGACUACCACACUCUCUAGUGCAGGCUCUGAGACCACUACAGUCUCUACCACAGGCUCUGAAACCACUACAGUCUCCACCAUGGGCUCUCAGACCACCAUAACCUCUACUGCAGGCUCUGAGACCACCACAGUCUCAACUUCAGGCUCUGGAACCACCACAGCCUCUACUGCAGAUUCUGAGACCACUGCAGCCUCUACUACAGGCUCUGAGACCACCAUGGCAUCCACCAUGAGUUCUGAGACCACUGCAGCCUCUACCACAGGCUCUGAGACCACCAAGAUCUCCAAUGCAAGCUCUGAGAUGACCACAGUCUUCACUGCAGGCUCAGAGACCAUCGCAGCCUCUACCAUGGGCUCUGAGACAACCAUGGCAUCCACCAUAAACUUUGAGACCACUGUAGUCUCUACCAUAGGUUCUGAGACCACCACAGCCUCUACUGCAGACUCUGAGACCACCGCAGCCUCCACCAUGGGCUCUGAGACCACCACAGUCUCAGCUGCAGGCUCUGAGACCACAGUCUCCAUUGCAGGUUCUGAGACCACUGCAGCCUCUACUAAAGAUUCUGAAACCAACAUAGCAUCUACUGAAGAUUCUGAGAGUACCUCAGCCUCUACUACAGGGUUUGAGACAACUAUAGCCUCUACUACAGGCUCUGAGGCCACUAUGACAUCCACCAUGGGCUCUGAGACCACUAUGGCCUCUACCAUAGGCCCUGAGACCACCAAGGUUUCCACUGCAAGCUCUGAGAUGAUCACAGUCUCUGCUGAAGGCUCUCAGACCACCACAGCCUCUACCACAGGCUCUGGGACCACUACAGACUUUAAUACCAGCCCUGAGACCGCCACAGCCUCCACCAUGGGCUCUGAGACCACCACAGAUUCUACCACAGGCUCUGAGACCACCACAGCCUCUACUGAAGGCUCUGAGACCACUACAGUCUCUGCCACAGGCUCUGAGACCACCACAGUCUCUACCACAGGCUCUGAGACCACUACAGUUUCAUCCACAGGCUUGGAGACCACCAUCACUACCAUUGAAGACUCUGAGAUGACUAUAGUCUCCACCACAGGCGCUGAGACCACCACAGCCUCUACUGAAGGCUCUGAGACUACUACAGUAUCUGCCACAGGCGCUGAGACCACCACAGCCUCUACUGAAGGCUCUGAGACCACUACACUCUCCACCACAGGCUCUGAGACCACUAAAGUUUCUAUCACUGGCUCAGAGACCACUACCACUUCUACUGAAAGCUCUGAGAUGACUACAGUCUCCAUCACAGGCUCUGAGACCACUAAAGUUUCUAUCACUGGCUCAGAGAACACUACCACUUCUACUGAAAGCUCUGAGAUAACUACAGUCUCCAUCACAGGCUCCGAGACCACCAGAGCCUCUACUGAAGGCUCCGAGAACACCUCAACCUCUACUACAGACUCUGAGACCACCACAUCCUCUACUACAAGCUCUGAGACCACUAUGGCAUCCACCAUGGGCUCUGAGACCAUUAUGGCCUCUACCAUAGGCUCUGAGACCACCAAGGUCUCCACUGCAAGCUCUAAAAUGACCACAGUCUUCACCGAAAACUCUGAGACCACCAUAGCCUCUACCACAGGCUCUGAGACCACCACAGUCUCCACUCCAGGCUUUGAGACCAUCCCAGCCUCUACAGCAGGCUCUGAGACCACCAUCACCUCUACUGAAGGCUCUGAUGCCACUACAGUCUCUACCACAGGCUCUGAGACCACCACAGCCUCUACUGAAGGCUCUGAGACCACUACACUCACUACCACAGGCUCUGAGACCCCAACAAUCUAUACCACCAUCACCUCUACUGAAGGCUCUGAUGCCACUACAGUCUCUACCACAGGCUCUGAGACCACCACAGCCUCUACUGAAGGCUCUGAGACCACUACACUCACUACCACAGGCUCUGAGACCCCAACAAUCUAUAACACAGGUUCUGAGACCACCACAGCCUCUACUGCAGGCUCUGAGAUAACCGCCACCUCUACUGAAGGCUCUGAGACCACCACAGCCUCUACUGAAGGUUCUGAGACCACUACAGUUUCUACCACAGGCUCUGAGACCACCACAGUCUCUGCUGAAGGCUCUGAGACCACCACAGUCUCUGCUGAAGGCUCUGAGACCACUACAGUCACUACUAUGGGCUCUGAGACCACCACGGCCUCUACUGCAGGCUCUGAGACCACCACAGAUUCUACCACAGGCUCUGAGACCACCACAGCCUCUACUGAAGGCUCUGAGACCACUACAGUCUUCACCACGGGCUCAGAGACCACCACAGGCUCUACCACAGUCUCUGAGACCACCAUGGCCUCUACUGAAGGCUCUGAGACCACUACAGUCUCCACCACAGGCUUGGAGACCACCAUGGUCUCUACCACAGGCUCUGAGACUACCAUCACCCCUACUGAGGGUUCUGAGACCACUACAGUCACUACUGCAGGCUCUGAGUCCACAACAGUCUAUACCACAGGCUCUGAGACUACCACCACCUCUACUGAAGGCUCUGAGACUACCACAGUCUCUACCAUGGGCUCUGAGACCACCACAGCCUCUCCCGCAGCUUUGGAGACCACCACAGUCUCCACCACAGGCUCUGGGACCACCACAGCCUCUACUGCAGGCUCUGAGACCACAACAGUCUAUACCACAGGCUCUGAGACUACCACCACCUCUACUGAAGGCUCUGAGACCACUACAGUUUCUACCACAGGCUCUGAGACCACCACGACCUCUACCACAGGCUCUGUGAUGACUACAAUAUCUACCACAGUCUCUGAGACCACCAUGGUCUCUACCAUAGGCUCUGAGACCACCACAUCCUCUACUGCAGGCUCUGAUGCCACCACCACCUCUACUGAAGGCUCUGAGACCACCAUGGCCUCCACAGCAGGCUCUGAGAUCAGCACAGCCUGUACCACAGGUUCUGAGACCUCCACAUCCUCCAGUGCAGGCUCCGAGACCAACACUGCCUUCAUCAUAGGCUCUGAGACCACCAUAGCUUCCACUGCAAGCUCUGAGCCCACUGCAACUUCCCUCACAGGCUCUGAGACCACCACAGUCUCUAUCACAGCUUCUGGGGCCACUGCAGCCUCCACCACUGUCUCUGCCACCACUUUUGUAUCCACCAAGGCCACUGACGUGUCUAUUCAGCCCAUCACCAACACAGCUAUAUCAGGCACCAAGACCACUGGAACCAGACCCACCGCCUCCAGCUCUGUCACCAUGACCUCUGGAAUGGACUCCACAGCCUCUGCUGCCAGCCAUAUUGUGCCAGGAAUAGUCCCAAACACCUCUGGCCUGGAUACAUCUACUAGGGGAGCAUCAUCUACCACCUCAGCCCCUGGUGUCAGGACCACCACAGGAUCCACCCAUGAGCCAACUAGCAGCACCUCCCAGGAAACAGGCCCAGUAUCCACAGGCACGAACACAGUUAGCAUGAGCCACAUGCCCACAAACGUGAUCAAACCAAGUGGAUAUUUACAGCCCUGGGCUAUCAUCCUCAUUUCCCUGGCUGCAGUCGUGGCUGGUGUUGGAUUGUCAGUAGGACUGAGUUUUUGUCUGAGAGACCUUUUCUUCCCCCUGAGGAAUUGUGUUUAUUACCCCCAUGGCCACAGCCAUGGCCUUGGUCUGGACCUGGACUUGGGCCUGGGCUCUGGGACAUUCCACAGCCUGGGAAAUGCUCUGGUUCAUGGAGGAGAACUUGAAAUGGGACAUGGAGGAACAUGUGGCUUUGGACAUGGAGUGGGCCAUGGACUGAGCCACAUCCAUGGAGAUGGCUACGGAGUGAAUCAUGGCGGGCGUUAUGGACAUGGAGGAGGCCACGGAGGAGACCAUGGAGUGGAUCACAGAGGAAGCCACCAAGAAGGCCAUGGCAGGACAAGAUGGCUGUGGCCAUAG
This is a messenger RNA of Cercocebus atys (sooty mangabey), 4842 nucleotides long. RefSeq names its product mucin 22 (gene MUC22). The coding region runs from base 1 to 4842 and encodes 1613 amino acids. The transcript is spliced from 5 exons. Lineage: Eukaryota; Metazoa; Chordata; Mammalia; Primates; Cercopithecidae. The record is from RefSeq and is a predicted model, not a curated record.